UUUUGAGUAAUGUCUCCAGCAGGGUCUACUAGGUGGUGUCCAACACCACAGCAGCUUAUGAUGUUGCAAGAGAUGUAUAGGAGUGGGAUCAGAACCCCAAAUGCCUCUCAAAUCCAACACAUCACUUCUCAGCUCUCCUCGUAUGGCAGGAUCGAAGGCAAGAAUGUGUUUUAUUGGUUCCAAAACCAUAAGGCAAGAGACAGACAAAAGCUUAGAAAGAAACUUGCCUGCAGGCAAUCACAACAUCCAUACCAUCUUUAUCAUCAUCGUCAUCUUCUUCACUACUUGGAUUCUCCUGCUGCAACAUCCCCUGCUUUUCCACAUCUUUUCCCUCAGGCAGGGAUUCACGAUGAAGCAGCAAAUCAAGUGAUGAACUAUCCCUGGAAAUUUUGUAUCCCAGAUAGAAUGGACAAGAAUAAGGGCAUUAUGAGAAUGUACGGCGGUGAUUGGUUGAUGAUGGUUGAUGCGGCUCCUCCUUUAUCAUCACCACCACCACCCCCGCCGCCGCCAUGCUACUCCUUGAUCUCCAGGCCACCCCUUAAAACCCUUGAACUUUUCCCGCUCACUGCUUCAAAUCUCAAGGAAGAGUGCAACGAGAACGUCCACAACAGCACCGACUCUUCGAGUUCACUUUCUUCAUUUUCUUGUAACAUCGAACCGGCUAAAAUAACCCUAAGCCUCCCUUAA
Hibiscus syriacus is the source of this 687-nucleotide messenger RNA. RefSeq names its product WUSCHEL-related homeobox 3-like. NCBI's taxonomy places the organism in Eukaryota, Viridiplantae, Streptophyta, Magnoliopsida, Malvales, Malvaceae. Gene Ontology annotation, biological process: plant organ development. Gene Ontology annotation, molecular function: DNA binding; DNA-binding transcription factor activity. The record is from RefSeq and is a predicted model, not a curated record. The transcript is spliced from 2 exons. Bases 10 to 687 code for a protein of 225 amino acids.